GCCCUCAAUGCUGUUUUACAAAGGAUGAUUUGUUUUGAGAAUUGACCGUAUAUUUUGGGAUAAAUGCUGCCCAGGAUGGCCCUUCUGACAUUAACUUGUAUUACAUUUAUCUGCUGGAUAACUCUUGGUAAUGUACAGGGAACUGGGAAGAUUUACUCGGACAAUAUCACCCUCAUUUUGGAUCGACUUUUGGAUGGUUAUGACAACAGAUUGCGACCUGGAUCUGGAGGUGGUCUUACAGAGGUGAAAACAGACAUCUUUGUCACCAGCUUUGGACCAGUAUCAGAUGUUGAGAUGGAGUACACCAUGGACAUGUUCUUCCGUCAGAUGUGGGUUGACGAGCGGCUUAAGUUUGAAGGCCCCUCUGAAAUCCUGCGGCUGAACAACCGCAUGGUGGACAAGAUCUGGACGCCGGACACUUUUUUCCGAAACUCCAAGAAGUCCAUUUCUCAUAACAUGACCACGCCCAACAAACUGUUCCGAAUCAUGCAGAACGGCACCGUCCUCUACACCAUGAGACUGACAAUCACUUCAGAAUGUCCAAUGAGGCUUAUGGACUUCCCCAUGGACGGCCACGCGUGUCCUCUCAGGUUUGGAAGUUAUGCCUACACAAGCAGUGAAAUUAUUUUCACUUGGCGGAAGGGACCAAUAGCAUCGGUUGAUUGUCCUGCUGAGUCCAUGAGCCUUCUGCAGUAUGACCUGGUGGGACAGACGCUGUCUAGUGAGAUAUUCAAAUCAAACACAGGUCACUACUCUGUGCAGGUGGUCCAUUUCCACCUGCAGAGGAAGCUGGGCUACUACCUCAUCCAGACGUACAUCCCUCUCAUAAUGGUGGUCGUGCUGUCACAAGAUCUCAAAGACCCGAGCAAUAUGCCUCUGGUGAAGGAAACCGUGGACAGGCUGAUGAAAGGAUACGACAUUCGGUUGAGGCCAGAUUUCGGAGGUGCGCCGGUGGCCGUGGGAAUGAAUAUAGACAUAUCCAGCAUAGACAUGGUCUCUGAAGUCAACAUGGACUACACCUUGACCAUGUACUUCCAGCAAGCGUGGCGGGACAAACGUCUGUCCUACUCUGAGAUUGCGUACAACCUGACUCUGGAUAACCGAGUGGCGGAUCAGCUGUGGGUCCCAGACACCUACUUCCUCAACGACAAGAAGUCCUUCGUUCACGGCGUCACUGUGAAGAACAGGAUGAUUCGUCUGCACCCGGACGGCACGGUGCUCUAUGGACUCAGGAUCACCACAACCGCAGCCUGUAUGAUGGACCUGCGCCGCUACCCUCUAGAUGAGCAAAACUGCACCCUGGAGAUUGAAAGCUAUGGCUACACCACUGAUGAUAUUGAGUUUUACUGGCGAGGUGGAGAGGGCGCCGUGUCAGGGGUCGACAGGAUAGAGCUGCCACAGUUCUCUAUUGUUGACUAUAAACUCAUCUCUACGAAUGUGGUGUUCUCUACAGGUUCCUACCCCCGCCUGUCCCUCAGCUUCAAACUGAAGAGGAACAUUGGUUACUUCAUCCUGCAGACAUACAUGCCUUCCAUCCUGAUUACCAUCCUCUCCUGGGUCUCCUUCUGGAUCAACUACGACGCCUCAGCUGCCAGAGUGGCCCUCGGGAUCACCACGGUGCUGACCAUGACCACCAUCAACACCCACUUGCGAGAGACGCUCCCAAAGAUCCCCUACGUGAAGGCUAUUGACAUGUACCUGAUGGGGUGCUUUGUGUUUGUGUUCCUGGCCCUGCUGGAGUACGCCUUCGUCAACUACAUCUUCUUCGGCCAGGGCCCCCAGCGGCAGAAGAAGGCGGCUGAGAAAGCAGCCACGGCCAAUAACGAAAAGAUGAGACCCGACCCCAACAAGAUGACUCCUGACGACAACAUCCUGUUCAGCUCCCUGGAGAUGAAGAACGAGAUGGGUGGGGGCGGGGAUCUGUCGCGAGGCCUCGGGGCACCGGGGGACCCCCGCAACACCAUGCUGGCCUACGACAGCUCGACGCUGCAGUACCGCAGGGCGGCCAUGGCUCGCCAGAACUAUGGCCACAGCGCCUUGGAGCGCCACGCCCAGAAGAAGUCGCGCCUACGGAGACGGGCUUCCCAGCUCAAGGUGAAUAUCCCAGACCUGUCCGACGUGAACUCUAUCGAUAAGUGGUCCAGGAUGAUCUUCCCCACCGUCUUCUCCUUCUUCAACGUCGUCUACUGGCUCUACUACGUCCAUUAAACCUGGCGGCGUCCGGUGGCCGGCUCGCAAAGGGGUGAGGGUGGGGUGGGGGAGGGUGGUGGUGGGGGUAUAGAGUAGAUGGAAGAAAUCUAGAGAGUGAGAGAGGGGAUGAGAGGGUGAGAGAGAAAGAGAGAGGGCGGGUGGCGGAGGUGAAGAGGGGGGGGUAGUGCACCAACUUUUUUUAGCUGGUUCGUUUGAGAAAAAAGUGAAGAAAAAGCAAAGACUUUUGGAUGGACUGCAGCAGCACCCAACACUUCAGUCAGCAGUGACUCUUUUAGGAUUCGGGAAACACCUUUAAACGACUGACAAACACUCAAAAAAGAAGAAUGAAUUUUAAAAAGACAGAAAUGGUGCCUGUUCCAGAAUUUCGAUAUAUCACUAAUAUUUGUCAUUCGUAGCUUACUCUCUGUGGAUCAAAUAUUUAUGCUUGUGUUUGCAUAUACUUUAAGGAUUUGUUUUGUUUAGUAUAUAUUUACUUCGUAGCCGAGCUGUCUGCAUCCAGGAAAGCUUUAUAAAUGAUUUUAAAGGAGUCAUCCUUGAUAGUCUAUUUUCCUAUAAUUACUGUAUAUCAAAAACAUCCUUUUAAAAGCAUGCUUAUGUUUGAUUUCAUUUGCAUCUCAGUCAUGAUGGCCAUGCAGCGCAAAGCUUUUUAGUUUCACUUGUUGAGGUUUAGUCCGUCAGUUACUAUUUUGCAGCUUUGGCUUAGUUUGGUUUGAGCGUCACUGGAUGACAACAAGGUGAACAGCUGCAGUACCGCCGGACAAACCGGCGGGGCUUUUAUGGCGCCGAUGCCGGAACAGAAGAAGCGGCCUCGGUUGUGUUGAAGGUAUCGUAUUCUUCGGGGAAGACGUGGUCCUGUUUGGCCGGGUUUUUGUUUUGCUGUUGCCGUGCUGACAGAAUGAAGUCCAUUUCACCACGUGUUGUUUUUUUUUUAAAGGGAACAUUUGACUUCUGCUACGUGUCAUUGUGUGAGGAGCUUCAGAGGCGGACAAAUGGCUUUAACGCGUCUUGAGCUGGUGGAAGGACUUUGCCAGUAGAUGAGCUUCAAUGCAACCAUUGUCGCUGCAUAAAUAUGGCAAUCCACAAUCAUCAUUAUCAGUAGAUUUGAAUGAUAGAAGUAUGAUGCGUUUCAUUGUGGUUAGAUUUCUGUUUUGAAAAACUGUAGAUAAACAUAAAUCAUAUUUAAGAAAAAGAGAUGAUUCAUUUUUAUAAAUCAAUACUCACAUUAUUGUGUAAAUAUUAUGGAUUUAUUCUAUUUAAAUGGGUCUCUGUUGUUGUUUUUGCAGUUGAAUUACAGAUCAAAUGUUCCAUUCAGUCAAAAAAAAAAAAGAAAAGAGCAAUUUAACGGAAUGAAAAACACAAUUCAAAACUUUGCUGAUUCUGUACUUUUUGGACUUUUCUCUCUUUACUUUCUUUUUAAUGGACUCUAAAAGCAUCUACUUGCUGAAACUGAAGCACUUCCAGACACCAGUGACUUUUGGGUCAAUUUUUUGUUCUCCAGAGAUGACUAAACAAGGACCCCACUAUCCAGGCAUUGAAGUCAGGCGUAUUUUGUACAAAGUUUCUGUAAAUUCCAAUUGUAAUAUUUCAUAAUGACUGUAAAUAUCUUGUGUAAUGAUUGUCAGCAAUUAUGAAGAUGUAUCUAAAUUCAAUUAAAACUCAAUUCAGUCUAUCACUUCAAUAACU
Molecule: messenger RNA, 3894 nt
Organism: Gasterosteus aculeatus aculeatus (three-spined stickleback)
Lineage: Eukaryota; Metazoa; Chordata; Actinopteri; Perciformes; Gasterosteidae
Source: RefSeq, a predicted model, not a curated record